CCCCAGAUGGCGUAUUCGAGUGUUGCGAUCGCGAAUAAAAAAUAAAUAAUGAAUUUGAUUGCAAUUGCCAGCAGAAAUUGUCUAUACUCGCACAGUAUCUUUCAUAUUUCAAAAAUGUUAAAACUUUUUUCAUGCUCUUAAGAAAACAACCGUAUAUUUAUUUUUAAACUAUAUCUUAAACUAUAGGUAUUAUAAUUACAUUAAAACAUAAAACAAACCUCACAGUGAAAUUAAAGGAGUUUUAAAGAAAACAUACCUAUAAUUGCUAGUUUAUACACUAAGCGACCACAUUUUUUGUGUCCAUCUGUUCCAUAAAUGAGAUAUCAAACCAUAAUGCAUUGGACCACUAGAGGGCUAAUGUAGUGCUGACAUACUUUAAGACCUUCAUUUCCUAUUCAAGGCCUCAUUAAAUAAAUAUUAUUAUUGAUCAAGUGUAUCCUGUAAAGCUGAUAACUCAUUUCAAGGGUAAGGAGUAUUUUCAAUAAGAUAAUGCUUCUUGCCAUAUUGCUCCUAUUGUAAAGAAUCAAUUCAAAGAGCAUGAUGGAUAUUUUAGUUUUUCUCUGCUGCCCAUAAUUCUCAGACCUCAAUCCAAGCAAUCAUUUAUGGGUUAAAGUUGGAAUAGCCAUCCAUCAUCAUGACAUGCAAUUAUGUAGUCUCUAACUAUCAAGAAGCACAAUGAAUGUACCACAUGUGACUUUUCUCCAUAAAGGACAAGAUAUGGAGUUUUCUCGACUGUUUCUAGCAUGCUGUGGCAUUCUUGCUUUAUCAAUCCAUUCGCACGCAUUUAAUGUAAAAAGACAUGCGCGAAUUGAAAGACAAUCGAAUGAUGAAGAAGCGGCAAACUCUACACAAUUGUCUUCGGAACCUGAUGAAGAAAUAUCUUCCUCUACUUAUCCACCUACAGAGCAUCUUGCUGAUGAAGUUGAUCUUGACUUUGAGAUGAUUGUAGAUGUUUUUGAAAUUUAUGAUUUACUACCUUCUGGUCAUUUCAACCCGAUGAAAUGAUGAAAGUAAAGCAUAUAAAACUUUAUCUAGAUAUUUUUUUAAGAAAUAUGACUAUAAUCUGAAAUACGUUUCACAUAGAUGGAUGGACACACACGGAAAAAAAAAUCUAGUAAAGUUACCAUACUGUACCGUACAUUAUAGCAUUUCUGAUAAUAAAGAAAAGAAAUUCAUAA
Messenger RNA from Parasteatoda tepidariorum (common house spider), 1178 nucleotides. RefSeq lists its product as uncharacterized. The record is from RefSeq and is a predicted model, not a curated record. NCBI's taxonomy places the organism in Eukaryota, Metazoa, Arthropoda, Arachnida, Araneae, Theridiidae.